CAACACGCGCGCACGACACUCCCACAAGGCGGCUACGUGACGCGUCACCGCGCUUACGUGAAGUCGUGACGCUACAGUCUCGCGUGAUGAGAUUUGCUGAUGAAGGGAUUUUGUGUGAGGCGGAAGGUUUGGGGCUCGCAGGGAAUGCAGAAGGUCUGUGUCCCAUCCCAGAAUGACAAUGGAGAGCAGCGCCGUCCUGCUGGAGUCCAAGUCGUUGCCCAUGAACCUUUUGAAUGAAAUGUAUCAGCUGCGAUUACUGGGCCAUCUCUGCGACGUGACUGUGCGAGUGGAGCAUCACGGCUCCAAAAUGGAGUUCAGCGCUCACAAAUCUGUGUUGGCGGCAUCCAGCAGAUAUUUCAAGGAGGUGUUUAUUAACGAGAACAUUCUGGAUUGCCCAAAUGCUUAUAUACAGCUCAGCGAAAUGCCCUCAGCGGACUUUGCCUCUUUCCUUGAUUUCGUAUACACAUCCAAGGUGGAGGUGGAAGAAGAACGGCUGCAGCGAAUGAUCGAUGUGGCGGAAAAGCUUCAAUGCCCAGAAUUAGCCGAAACCUGUUUCCAGCUGAAAAAGCAGAUGCUCGAGUCAGUGUGGUUAGAUCUUCAGACUAUCUCAGCGGAGGUGCAAGAAGCAGGAGAAGACAUAAACACGCUGCAUUUAAACUCCCUAACUGGACUCCAGGCGCCAGUGGCAGCACCCACACGGGUCACAGACCCCACUCCUCUGUUCAUCCACAGCACAGUGGGGCAAACUAUGGACCAGGAUUGUGUGGAUACGGCUUUGGCAGCAACUGAAAAAAAUACAGAAAAGAAAAAGGAGGCGCUGAAAAGGCCACAAGCCAAACCCAAACGAUCCACAGGGCGGAUAUCUGGGAAAAAAGCCGUUGUUGAGAUCCCUAAAAAGAAAUAUACAAGGAAGCUCCGCGAGCAGCAGAACAUCAACUCGACUCUGCCAAUGGAGGACAGCAAUGAUAUUGAGCAGCUCCCAAGCGAUAUACCAAUGGCAGACGAGCAGAGCGAGGAUAGUGUCAAAGCUGAGAAUGGGGCUGAUGCCGAGUAUGACGGUCGCUGUGAGGACAGCGAGAGCUCCAAAAACGGAGACAAUGACGACCAAAGUGCCACCGUGGUGUCCUGUCCCCUCUGUGAAAAGACAUUUGCAGAUGAGAAAAGUUUCCUGAAACACUCGAGACAGGAUCACUUGGACUCAGAAACUGUGUAUCGAUGCGACAUCUGCAACCAAACGUUUGCCAACAGGUGCAACCUGAAGAGUCACCAGCGCCACGUUCACAGCAACGAGCGGCGCUUUCCCUGCGAGCUGUGCGGCAAAAAGUUUAAAAGGCAAAAAGACAUUAAGCGCCACAUAAUCCAGGUCCACGAGGGCGGCCGGGAGAGACAUUACUGCAAGCUCUGUGGGAAAGGUUUAAGCUCAAAGACGUCACUGAGUCUCCAUGAGAGAACGCACACGGGCGACAAGCCUUUCAGCUGCCCACACUGCCAAGCCAAAUUCUCUCAGACAUCUGCCCUCAAAACUCAUUUACGAACACACACCGGAGAGAAACCGUUUGUUUGUGACGAAUGUGACGCAAGAUUCACACAGAACCACAUGCUCAUCUACCACAAAAGGUGCCACACAGGUGAAAAGCCUUUCAUGUGUGAAACCUGCGGGAAGAGUUUUGCCUCCAAAGAAUAUUUAAAGCAUCACAAUCGGAUCCACACCGGCUCCAAACCAUUUAAAUGUGAUUUCUGCUGCAGAACAUUUGCACAAAGGAAUUCCCUUUACCAGCACAUUAAGGUUCACACAGGAGAGCGUCCGUACUGCUGUGACCAGUGUGGAAAACAAUUCACCCAACUGAACGCGUUACAACGACACCACCGGAUCCACACUGGAGAGAAGCCAUUCAUGUGCAACGCUUGCCACCGCACCUUCACUGACCAGUCCACUCUCCGCAGGCACACUUCAAUCCAUGACAAAAACACGCCAUGGAAGUCAUUCCUGGUAGUUCUGGACUCUAAAGAUGAAGGACAGAAAUGUGAUCAGGCUGAGGAAGGUCCAGAGGAUUUGCCUAACCCCGGAGCAGAGAAAGUAACUUACCCAGAGAACGGCCAUUAUCACAAUUUGACUGUGGUUCCUGGAACAGUUGAUUUGUUGCCUGAAAACAGCUCUACCUCUCUGAUUGGCUGCAAGCUGGACUGUUCCGUUAUACCUCAAGAAGUGUUUAUUGCUACCGCUUUAAACCACCUGACUGUUGUUCAUGCGCCGGGAGAAACCAUUCAGGCCGUUGUAAAUCUCGAGUAGUUCUGCUAUCAGAGACUGGUUUUGAGUUUAUUUGAUGAAUUUCCUGCAUAAAUAUAUUUCUGUUCCAGUCUUGAUUUGACAAUAUCGUUUAUUAACAUUAAACACUAGGGCAAGUGGA
Messenger RNA from Xenopus laevis (African clawed frog), 2408 nucleotides. It is a transcript of the gene gzf1.S, whose product is annotated as GDNF inducible zinc finger protein 1 S homeolog. Gene Ontology annotation, biological process: regulation of gene expression; negative regulation of DNA-templated transcription; negative regulation of transcription by RNA polymerase II. Lineage: Eukaryota; Metazoa; Chordata; Amphibia; Anura; Pipidae. Gene Ontology annotation, cellular component: nucleus. The record is from RefSeq and is a predicted model, not a curated record. The transcript has 7 exons. Bases 173 to 2290 code for a protein of 705 amino acids.